Molecule: messenger RNA, 2022 nt
Organism: Ctenopharyngodon idella (grass carp)
Lineage: Eukaryota; Metazoa; Chordata; Actinopteri; Cypriniformes; Xenocyprididae
Product: T-lymphocyte surface antigen Ly-9
Exons: 5
Coding region: 285-1127 (280 amino acids)
Source: RefSeq, a predicted model, not a curated record
GAUGAUCUCUGUUUUCUUCCCUAAGACUGUCCUUCAAAACACUGGCUUAUUCGUAACGCUGCUUUUUUUGUACUUUCCAUCAGUUAUCAUGAGAUAAGCAGUGAGGAAGCACGUGUUUUUCACUUCCCCAUUUCCUUCGAGUGGUGCGUUGUUGGAGGACUCUGAAGAUCUCAGUCGACUGUGUUUUGAAUAAGGACUACUACUCUCAGUGGCAGUGGUGUGAAGGAAAUCCAACGGCUUCGAUGUCAAGGACCUGUUGAUUUACGUCGACAAGCCAACGAGCAAUGAGUCUAUGGAGAAUUUUGCUAUUCUGUAUCGUGUGUAUUCAUCAAGUGUGCUGUAGUGAGGAACAUAUUACUGGUUACCUUGGCCAAUCAGUUGUCCUAAAAUCUGGAGCAGACAGAGCAUGGAACCUCAGUAAAGUUCAAUGGUCCAUUUAUCAGAACACAACAUACAUUGCAAGUCUAAAGGAUGGCAUAGUGACUAUAUUCAAGUUUUGGAGACAUCAGGGUCGACUUGAGCUCAACUCCAAAACGGGAGAUUUAACAAUCAACAAUGUGAAAAUGGACGACAGCAUGACAUACACUGUGGCCCUGGUCAACUCAGAAGAUACUAGGAGAAAAGUUAAAGUUCAUCUCAUAGUCCAAGAAAAACUCAAGAAACCAAACAUCCAGAAAAUGUUCGAUUCCCACAAAGACGGCCAAUGCCACGUGGCCCUUAAUUGCACUGCAUUUGGCCAAAAUGUGAAUCUGUCCUGGACACCUAGCGGCGAGUUCAACGGAUCGUAUAUUUCUGGAAAUGCUGUCGACUCUUCGUUGGUUCUUUUCAUGUCAUUCAGUGGCAACAGAAAUGUGACACUCAACUGCACUGCCUCCAGUGGUCAACAGACAGAGACCAAACAAAUGACAGUGGGAUGUUCAGAGGAGAAGCAGGGGUGUGAAGUCUGCACCAUUUGCAGUUCCUGCAGUUCAUGUGCUUCAUCUGUGACAUGGGCUGUGGUUUUGGUUAUAGCUGGGGUUUUUGCUUUAGCAUGUGCAUUUACACAGAAAGAAUUAAAAAUGCCUUCACUGCCUUCCUCAAUUUCAUCCGGAGUCUAUGGUAAUAUACCACAGAGAUCACAGAUGUAAUGGACUCAGUGGUUUGUAGCAUUACUUAUCCUCGGUAUUUAUUUUUCCACUGGUACCAGUGACAGUCCUGAAUCCUGUGGUGAUGAGAUGCGACCAACUGGGAAAAGACACGAAGGAGGACAAACAAACUUCUUUUGCAUAAGAUUCAGCUAAACAGUGACCAGCAUGCAUGUUAAUUCAUAGAAAGGAGCAGAUCAGACAUUGUGUUCCACGAGAAAAUAGUCAUACAAGUUGGGAGCAUCAUGAAGCACAGGCUUCAGUUUACAGCAAAUUAUGUACGGAAGUCGUGACUGUUGGUUUGACCUCAUUAGAUUCUGUGAGUGGAAUGCACCUGUGUGAAUGAUGAUUUCUGUACUUAAGACAACCUUUUUAGCCACAGUAGUUAUGAAUCUAUCAAAGACAGAAAAAAAAAAAAAUGUAUGAUGUCUUCAAAAUCCAUUUGACACAAAUAUCUGAAGGCUUGUGCUCAUUCAGUUUAAAUUGACGUGAUGCUUCUGGUACUAAUUGCCUUUCUGUCUUUACUUGAAUUAAACAAUGGCAGGUUUUUUUUUUUUUACAAUUUUUAAAUUGUCAAGCUUCUUUCUUCAAAAAUGCUUGUUUUUUUUGUAAGUUGGAAACAAGGAAUGUUCUGAUGAAUUGUAGCAGUGAAACGUCCUGUAUUUAGUUCUUGUUUUACUUUUUUCCCCAUAGUUUCCCUUAGUUAGUUUCCAUAGUGAUCAUUAACCACACCUGUUCCUUGUUAGCCUUUUCUUUUCCUGUGUAUUUCUACCCCAGUGUUUCCCUUGUUGUUUUUAGUUCUGCCUUGACCAGUGUCUGGAUUUAUUCUGUUUUUGUCUACAUCUCCCUUAGCCUGGAUUUACUAUUAUGUUUGUUAAAUGUUUUUGAUGCAAUUUGA